UCAUGGGUAUUGUAGUUCAGAGCACGUUCUCACAAAACGCGGUGAGGUGGUGUGUGGGCGAGAUGUUCACUACAGGUCCAACAAGAACUUUAACCGGCGUGUGACUGUGAUACGGUUCCUUUUCAAAACAAGCGAGACUGAAUCGUUUCCUCAGUUUCACUUGGGAGGUAAUGAUUUUAAAGUGAAGCACUACUAUUAGACGAUGGAGGACGAUGGGAAACCACUUCUGGGCUCAAUUCAAGCAGGAGAGUACUACACGGACCAGACAGACUCGCUGGACCCCAGACAAAGAAGGCCUUUCCAUGUGGAGCCCAAAAACAUAGUGGAGGACUCGGCUCAGGAGCGAGUGUCUGCUGAGGCUUCAGCACUAAGCAGCAGAGUUCACUACUACAGUCGCCUGACCGCCUCCUCAGACAGACUACUGGCUCCUCCAGACCAUGUGAUACCUCCACCUGAAGAAAUCUACGUAUACAGCCCUCUGGGAACAGCAUUUAAAGUGCAUGGAAAAGAUGGUGCUGCCAAAAACCCCAGCAUUGUCACCAUUUUUGCUAUAUGGAAUACAAUGAUGGGGACAUCUAUAUUGAGCAUACCAUGGGGAAUAAAGCAGGCUGGUUUCACCUUGGGGAUCAUCAUCCUCAUCUUAAUGGGCUUACUGACCCUCUACUGCUGUUACAGAGUACUCAAGUCCACUAAAUCAAUACCUUAUGUAGAUACCUCAGACUGGGAGUUUCCUGAUGUAUGUAAAUAUUACUUUGGGGCCUGUGGACAGUGGUCCAGUCUGCUGUUCUCUCUGGUGUCGCUGAUCGGAGCAAUGGUGGUCUACUGGGUGCUCAUGUCCAACUUUCUGUUCAACACAGGAAAAUUCAUCUACAACUUCGUUCACAAUGUCAACAUGUCUGACACAGAGUUUGGGACAAAUGGAACAGACAGGGUGGUGUGUCCAUAUCCAGAUGUGGAUCCACACAGCAACAACAGCAUUACCCUGCAUUAUCUUGGUGACAACAGCACAGCUGUGUUUGACCGCUGGUGGAGUAAAACCAACACCAUCCCCUUCUACCUUAUCAUCCUGCUGCUGCCGUUGCUCAACUUCCGCUCAGCCUCCUUCUUCGCCAGGUUCACGUUUCUGGGCACGGUUUCAGUGAUCUACCUUAUUGUUUUAGUCACCAUCAAAGCCUUUCGACUAGGAUUUCACCUGGAGUUCCACUGGUUUCAUUCCACUGAGCUUUUCGUUCCAGAAUUUAGGUUACUGUUCCCUCAGCUGACUGGUGUUCUCACACUGGCCUUUUUCAUCCACAACUGCAUCAUCACCCUCAUGAAGAACAACAGAAAUCAGGAGAAUAAUGUACGAGAUUUGUCCUUGGCUUACCUGCUAGUCGGAGUAACAUACCUGUAUGUGGGGGUGCUGAUCUUUGCAGCCUUUCCGUCUCCACCACUGUCUAAAGAGUGCCUUGAGCCAAACUUUCUGGAUAACUUCCCCAGCAGUGAUGUGUGGGUAUUUGUGGCUCGGACCUUCCUGCUGUUCCAGAUGACCACUGUCUACCCGCUGCUGGGUUACCUGGUCCGGGUGCAGCUGAUGGGUCAGAUUUUUGGUGAACACUACCCCAGUUUCGUCCAUGUUUUCUUACUGAACGUCCUCGUUGUGGGUGCUGGGGUACUCAUGGCCAGGUUUUACCCCAACAUUGGUUCCAUUAUCAGGUACUCUGGAGCCACAUGCGGCCUGGCUCUGGUCUUCGUCCUCCCUUCAGUCAUUCACAUGAUCGCACUGAGACGCUCUGGCGAGUUACGCUGGCCCUCUGCCUGCUUCCACAGUCUUCUUAUUUUGCUGGGUGUAGCCAAUCUCCUGGGCCAGUUUUUCAUGUAGCACCCUCUUUUCUUUAGCACACUGUCACUCACUCACUCACACUCAGUCUUCCUCCCUCACUUAGUCAUUAAGUGCAGGGAGGCUGGUUCCACUCUGUUAAGGUACUGCACGCUAGGUGGCAGUUCUGAUUGUAUUGGGGUGAUUGUUCUGGUAAUAUACUGUAGGUGGCAGUUCUGGUAUUGUGUGUUAUGUUGAAGUUUGCACAGUAGGUGGCAGGUAGGUUUUAGUAUAGCAGAAGGUGCUUCUUUAGGAGCAUUUCAUAGCAAUAAAGCCAUGACACUCUGACCUCAGCAAGCAUGGCUACUUUGGCAUUAAUACACAGCCUCUCUGUCUAAUAGAGUGGACCAGCAGCAAAAUGUUACUGACAAAAACAAAAAUUCA
This is a messenger RNA of Colossoma macropomum (tambaqui), 2242 nucleotides long. It is a transcript of the gene slc38a9, whose product is annotated as solute carrier family 38 member 9. The transcript has 15 exons. Gene Ontology annotation, biological process: amino acid transmembrane transport. The record is from RefSeq and is a predicted model, not a curated record. The coding region runs from base 203 to 1861 and encodes 552 amino acids. Gene Ontology annotation, molecular function: amino acid transmembrane transporter activity. NCBI's taxonomy places the organism in Eukaryota, Metazoa, Chordata, Actinopteri, Characiformes, Serrasalmidae.